AUGGGAGAUUUCAUGGAGUUGGUGAUAACAUCAAGUACUGCAGAGCUCAAGAAGGAUGAGACCUUCUGUGUUGUGUCUGAAUUUGAUGAUUGCUGCUGUCCACAUGCAGCUCGAAUAGCCCAUCAAAAAUACAGAGCUAUUCUGAAGAAAGAAAAGCGAAAAAAAAAGCGGCAGGCGCUUGCCAAACUAAGAGACUCAGAAGCUACAGAAAAAGAUGAAUCAGUGUCUGAGGAGGAAGAGGAGGAAUUGGAAGAGGAGGAGGAGGAAGAAGAAGAAGAAAAAAAACUUGAGGCAGAAAGACAAAAACUACAUGAGCAGUGGUUGCUGAGAGAAGAAAAGGCCCAAGAAGAGUUCAAGCUUAAGAAAGAAAAAGAAGAGGCUGCAAGGAAACGUCAAGAAGAAGAAGAGAGGAAGAUCAAAGAAGAAUGGGAAGAGCAGCAAAGAAAAGAGAAAGAAGUGGCACAGCAGAAGCAACAGGAGAAGAGAGAGAGAGAGGCAGCUGUGCAGAGGAUGCUGGAUCAAGCUGAAAGCCAGCUGGAGAAUGGUGUGACGUGGCAUAACCCAGAGCCCCCAGAGAAUAUAGGAACAGAGAAGGACAGAGCAAAUUGCCCCUUUUAUAUCAAAACAGGUUCCUGCCGAUUUGGAGACAGGUGUUCUCGCAAGCAUAACUAUCCAACAUCUAGUAAGACACUACUCGUCCGAGGCAUGUUCAUUACUUUUGGCAUGGAGCAGUGCAGGAGAGAUGACUAUGACACGGAUGCGAGUCUCGAGUACAGUGACGAGGAGACCUACCAGCAGUUCCUGGAGUUCUACGAGGACGUGCUCCCUGAGUUUCAGAACGUGGGGAAGGUUGUUCAAUUCAAGGUCAGUUGCAACUAUGAGCCUCACCUGCGAGGAAACGUGUAUGUCCAGUAUCAGUCGGAGAAGGACUGUCAGGCAGCUCUUGCUCUGUUCAGUGGACGAUGGUAUGCAGGCCGACAGCUUCAUUGUGAAUUUUGUCCUGUGACAAGGUGGAAAACUGCUAUAUGUGGCUUAUUUGAAAGGCAGAAGUGUCCAAGAGGGAAACACUGCAACUUUCUUCAUGUAUUCAAAAAUCCAAACAAUGAGUUUUGGGAGGCCAAUAGAGACAUACGUAUUUCUCCUGAACGGACCAGUCAGUUAUCUAAAAACUCUGAAAGGAGAAACAGAACGAGCCAUCGCGAUGACUAUUACAGCCGGUCAAGGAGAAGGGGCAGCCCAAGCCCAGAUCAUUCUUACCGGAGAAAUGGAGAAUCGGAGAGAAAAAAGAAUCGCCGCAAAAACAAGAAAAGGCGCCGGUCUGGCAGGUCAAGAAGUCGGGAAAGGAGGAGGUCUCACAGCAGGGGCAGAAAGAGGAGAGGCCGCAGUCGCAGCAGAAGUCACAGUCGAACACGCAGCAGGAGCAGAAGUCGGAGUUCCUCUCGAUCCAGGAGCAGGGGUAAAAAGAGAUCGAGCAGCAGAGGAAAAAAUAGUGAAACUCCCAAAACAAAGUGAGAAUUAUUUUUAGAAGCUGCUAAUUGAUCAAACGUAGACCUGACAAAGAAAUCUUUCCAAUAGGGCAUCAGAUACAUUUGAGUUUCAAAUAAAGUGUUCUUGCACAUUAAAAUGUUUCUUCCUAAUAAAGGAACUUAGUUUAUUGUGUGCUAAGCUUCAGAAAAUUAAAAGUUUUAAGUCCUAUAUAAGGUGUGAAUGUCAAGUACUCUAGCUACUCUGUCCCUCUGAACUGCUGCAACAUCUGGAUGCAUACCGAGUACCAAUAGAAAGAGAAGUAAAGUUUAUUUGGU
Molecule: messenger RNA, 1802 nt
Organism: Antrostomus carolinensis (chuck-will's-widow)
Lineage: Eukaryota; Metazoa; Chordata; Aves; Caprimulgiformes; Caprimulgidae
Gene: ZRSR2
Product: zinc finger CCCH-type, RNA binding motif and serine/arginine rich 2
Exons: 11
Coding region: 1-1512 (503 amino acids)
Biological process (GO): mRNA splicing, via spliceosome
Cellular component (GO): U2AF complex
Molecular function (GO): RNA binding; metal ion binding
Source: RefSeq, a predicted model, not a curated record